Messenger RNA from Asterias rubens (European starfish), 5181 nucleotides. RefSeq names its product G1/S-specific cyclin-D2-like. The coding region runs from base 460 to 1419 and encodes 319 amino acids. Gene Ontology annotation, biological process: regulation of cyclin-dependent protein serine/threonine kinase activity; mitotic cell cycle phase transition; positive regulation of G1/S transition of mitotic cell cycle. The record is from RefSeq and is a predicted model, not a curated record. Gene Ontology annotation, cellular component: cytoplasm; nucleus; cyclin-dependent protein kinase holoenzyme complex. Gene Ontology annotation, molecular function: cyclin-dependent protein serine/threonine kinase regulator activity. NCBI's taxonomy places the organism in Eukaryota, Metazoa, Echinodermata, Asteroidea, Forcipulatida, Asteriidae. The transcript has 5 exons.
AUUUGCAUAAGGAAACUGAAUCAACCACUUUAACAAUGUAAUACAAUGUACAUUGUACAGAAUCAUGUACAGUGUAUUAGAGAUACACUCGUCCAACGUCACUGCUUUUUGGCUGAUCAGCUGGAUGGCCGGCAUGCGAGGUUUGUGUGUGGAGUUUUGGUUGUCGUGUCAUCAGUACAAGGGCCGUGUGAGAGGAGAGAACAACCCCAAUCUCGCCAAUAAUAGCUAGCGAGACUUGUCUACUAACUCCUGUUUAUAAACCUACUAACAGGGGUAAGUUAAGGCACAUACAGGGGUAACCACGGCCCUUAACUGAAAACAAAGCUAUAUCUUCUCCUUGGAAAAUUUACUUAGUUUUUUCCAUGUCUUCUCGUCUGUUUUGUAGUCGCAAGUUUUCCUGAAAAAAAUUAGUAUAGUUGGUGUGAGCUUGAUCAAAAACUCUGUCUAAAUAAAACAAUCAUGGCACAACAUACUCAGUUAGAACUUCUAUGCUGUGAAGUCGAAAGUGUUCGGAGGGCUUACCCAGACCCAGUUCUUCUAAAUGACGAAAGAGUUCUACGGAAUCUUCUUGAAGCCGAGGAAAAAUACACACCAUGUGCGGAUUACUUUGCAAACCAAUUCCAGACAGAAAUUAGACCGUUCAUGAGAAAGAUGGUCGCCCAGUGGAUGUUUGAGGUUUGUGAAGAACAACAAUGUGAAGAAGAGGUGUUCCCUCUCGCAAUGAACUAUUUAGACAGAUUUCUCGCCGUGCAACGGAUUUCAAGGAAACAAUUUCAACUGCUUGGAGCAACCUGUAUGUUCUUGGCUUCAAAAUUAAAAGACACAAUACCUCUAACAGCCGAAAAGCUUGUCAUUUAUACUGACAAUUCCAUCACUUUGGAUCAGCUAUUACACUUUGAGUUGAUCGUACUUCGUAAAUUAAAAUGGGACCUCUCUGCAAUAACACCCCAUGACUUCCUAGAACAGAUUCUACACAGACUACCUAUCUCAAACGAAUGUUCCCAGAAACUAAGAAGACAUGCACAGACAUUCAUUGCCUUGUGUGCAACAGAAUACAGCUUUGCAAUGCAACCUCCCUCAAUGAUAGCAGCUAGUAGUGUUGGUGCAGUAGCACAUGGUUCAUCACACAUACCAAUCCCAAAACUUAUCGAUCAACUACAAAGGAUAACAAAAAUUGAAUCGGACUGCCUUGUGUCUUGUCAGGAGAGAAUGGAGUCCCUGCUUUCGGACAGUCUUACACAUCCCAUGACCCUUGACCUCGCUGAGGCCACAAAGCACCAUGAGAACGACUACGAUAAGGAGCAACCCACGACACCAACGGAUGUACAAGAGGCCGCGAAACUUCUCUGCCAAUCUGGACCUAGCAUGGCCCCAACGAUGACAAAACCUAGACUACAAGCACCACAAAGUUUAUCAUAACGCAGGCGUUGGUGAUGCCCUUGUGAAAUCUAAAUUUUUGGCGAUUCUGUGGGGGAUUAUUGUAUUAUUUUUUGUUGAAUCCCUCAUAGAAUUGCUGAGAAGAUUUCAUGGGGGCUCUCUGUUUUCUUUAUUUUUAAGCUGAGACCAAGGUUUUGGAAAGAAGAUUCAGUAAAAGAUUUUAUUCCGAUACACAGAACAACAUUUUGUGAGUAAUUGGACAUCAAAUGUUCAGGGUGCCAUACUAGACUGUAUUUUGGUUGUGUUCCAUUCGGACUGAAAGCAACUACUUGCUGGUCUGCCCAUGUUAGAAACCUCUCAAUGCACAGCUUUGUCUGCUGCCACCUAUUGUCUUGAAGUGUCCAAUUUCAGUGGAAAUUAUUAGUACAUGUACACUGACUUGUCAUAAUACAGACCGGUAUAAAUCAGUGGGUUGUACAGAAAGAAGUGCUUUGUAGCUAUGUAUUUGCCAAAUAUUGCCAAUACUGAGCUGAAUUUUUGAUAAACCCUUGGUCUCAGCUUAUAAUGAAUACGUUACGGUCUGACUGUCUUCCAUAUUAUAUUUUUUUCUUUUUGCGGUUUCACGGGCAGAACUUUUUGUUGUGUGUGUGUUUUUUCUUUGAAGUCAGUGAUGCUGUGGUCUAAAUGGACAAACUCUCCAGUUUGUGAGUUCUAUAAUGUUUUGUUGUUGUUUUUUAUAAAAUAUAUACACAGUAACAGCCGGGGCUGGAAACAUGCCAGGGCUGGUCCCUCAGAACGAGAUUCAAAAAGUUAGCUAAAAACUUUGAUCUGUGCACUUAAGUCCAUUUCACUUCCAAAAAAAAAAAUGAAAAAAGUUAUAAAGGAUGUAAAAAAUUAUCAAAAAUAUAAAACAGAAAAUAAAAAGUGAGUGGCGCAAAGUGUGAGGAGAGCCUUUUCCAGCCCUGUAUGAUGAUUGUAAGUGCAAAUAGACAAGCCGUUUAUAAAACAAUCGAUUAUUUCAAAUUUCUGGGAUGAUUGAAAACUCUUGGGUUUUUUUUUUGGGUUUUUUUCCUCAAAAGGUAUGAUGUGGAAAUCCCAUUUCUUAUUGGGGGUAUAUUUUGAAGGGAAAAAACAAAUGUUUUAGGCAAAACAAUGUUUGUAAACGUGAUCAAUUUUAUUUGUGUUUUAUGUGUGGGACCUUAUUCAUAAUUCAAAUUAAUUUUGAGAUUAUAGAUAAUUUUUAAUAAUCUUGGGGAGGGGUUUUUUAUGAAUCAUUUCUUCAGUUCAUCAUAGAAAGAGCAAAAUUAUUUUGUGGAGAUUUUUUGUUUUUCUUUCGCAAUAUUUUUUUGUUUAGAAUAAAUAUAUUCACCAGUCAGCAGCUUAUUAUUGAAAAGUUAUUGAAAGACAAAAAUGAUGUGAAGAAAAUUAUUCCCUGAUCGCAAAUGGAAUCUCCUUACCUCUUGAAUACCUCACUCUGUAAAACAGUAAUUAUUUUGGAAGAUUCUAUUUGUGAUCUAGGGUGAAGACUUAAUGUUCUAUGCAAAGAAUUGCAUGUAAUUGUGUAGAGAACGAUGAAGUGGUUGUGUGACUGAUUUGAAGAAUUUCUCUACCCUAAUGAAUUUUUGAUGCCCACAAUGUUUUUUUUUACAAACAUAUUCUGAAUUACAAAUGUACUUUAAAUCUGGAACCAAUGGGCAAUAAAAAACAUAAUCAAGAUUAAAAAUGCACAUUUUGAAUACUGUUUCAGAAUUUGUUUUUUCUUUUCACCAAUAGAACUUAUAUUGGUAUAUUUUGCGUAAAUUUAAAAAAUAUCUUUGUGACACAUUUUCUGUUCUUUUUUUUUAUUAAUUAAUUUGAGUGUUGAAUGUCACAAUUAAAUUUAAAAAAUACAAGUUAGUAAAACUAGUUAACAAAAUAAUUAACAACAUUUCUUUGAAGUGUUUUGGUUUCUUGUUAAAGUUAAUACAAACAUUGUCUCCCCAAAAGAAUAAUUUCAUAAUAAAAAGUUGCCAUUAUUUUGAAUUUUGUGUGCGCAAAAAAAAGUAUAUCCGAAUAACAACUGUUUGCAGUGGCAUUAUGUAUCCUUUUUGUAAUAAUUUUUUAUAGAUAUAAUUCCAAACCUUUUUAGUGGUUUUUUUUUCACCAUCAUCCCUGCAACAGUUAACUUUCAACUUGUGCAAAAAUUUCUCCAAUUCCAAACAGUAAUUUCCUCUGUGUGACAACGCACCUGUUAUUAUUACCUUCCGAUUUUUGCUGAAAUUUGUUGAACGGGUAUUUUUUUUUAUUGAUUGCAUACUGGUUUCUAUUUGUUGGAAAUGCUGGAAGUACAAAUGUCUUUAUUCCUGAAAAUUUUUAAGUAGAUUUAUCACCGAGUGAGAUGUGAUCAUCCAAAAACUGGAUCGCUGCGUUUUUCAACCGCCAUAAUUUUUGGAAAAAAAUGAGCUUUUAAAAAGCUUCUAAUUUGACGAAGACAUAAUCAGUGAUUUUGACACAAAACAAAUGCCUGUUAAUGUCGAGACAUACAUAAACCAAUCUCAUGUUUGUAUAACACACUGUAACAUCUUUGUACAUAUUUUGUAUGUAAUGUCUUUUUGACUCCACAAGUUGGAAAUGAACAUUUUGUACUUCGGGGCUGUACAAACAGUAUGCACUUCUUACUUAAAUUUCUACAGAGUUCUUAUAUUAUAUACUACUUUUUAGCCAAUAAACUGUUGAAUUUUUCUACAGAAUUUUUUUUUUGUUACACGUACUUAAUUUUUUAGACUUUUACUGAGCAGAUUUUUUGUUCCUGCCGUGCACAUCGUUCAAGUUUUUUUGUUAUGAUGCAUGUAACUUUUUUAUACUUAGCGAUUCGCUCAAGUAUUACACCGAUCAUAAUGUGUUGUCCGACACAAUCAUGGUGACUGUUUAAUCUUUGAGUGAUUGACUUUGAGUGUGGUGAAUAUUCAGUGUUUGAGAUAGUUUGUUAUAUUUACCCAACUGUUGUGACAUUUAAAACAAAAAAUAUAAUAAUAAACCCCUCUGAAAGUUGUUAUUGACUGCACUUUUUUUAUACCAUUAUCUCGUUUGCAACUUUUAAUAGACAGCAAAUCUGAGGAUUUUUACCCAGUAGGUUUUUUAAGAAAUAACGAAACAAGCAAUUUGCAUCACAAGCUUGAUGAUGAAUUGUUUGAAGCUAAUCAGAAUGAGACAUGUCAUACACUGUCCAAUCGGAAGAAGGCAUGCCAUUAAUUGUCCAAUCAGUUGCAUUGUUUCACGCUACAAUUCUUAGAGGGGUAAUAACCGCGUUUUGUGUGAAUUAUUAAAACCUGUAAUCUGUUGGGGGUUGAUUUCACAAAGAGCCAAGAUUAAUCUUGAGCUGCAAAUCCAUUAUAGUUGCUAAGCAACUUUAGUUGCUAAGCAAAGUGUGAUAUCAAUACAAAUCACCAUGGUGGUAUUAGCAACUCGGCUUAAGAUAAAACUUGUUUGUGAAAUUAUGCUCCCUACCAUGUUUGAAAGAAGAAGAAAAAAACACUUUUUGAAUGUAUUCCCCAUGUUUUAAAGUUUGAUAUUGUACUUAAAACUCUGCUUUGAUGAGUUAGAAAGUCCUAUGAGAGACAAAGAAAAAAACAUUAUGACUUGGAUGUGUGAUGAUCAGUCCCCUUUUUAUAAUAGGAUGUAGAAGUUUUAAUGAAUUGAAGGACUGAGUUUGGUUAUGAGUGUAUUAUUUUAUUACGCACACAAUGGAGAUGUGCAUAAGAACUGGGAUUUGUUCUGAAUUCAGAGAGGUUUUAAUAAAAUUGUCCAGGAUGGAACAUGAAUUGA